Aureobasidium subglaciale EXF-2481 is the source of this 955-nucleotide messenger RNA. RefSeq lists its product as uncharacterized. The coding region runs from base 201 to 908 and encodes 235 amino acids. The transcript has a single exon. Lineage: Eukaryota; Fungi; Ascomycota; Dothideomycetes; Dothideales; Saccotheciaceae. The record is from RefSeq and is a predicted model, not a curated record.
UUUGAACCAUGAUUUAACAAUGGUUGGACAUUUUUCAAGCACUUCCCAAGUGCUUGUCACAUGUUCAUAAAAUGUUCGCCGCAUAUCCAUCGAAUAUCUGUUGGAGUACAUCUCGCCGUGUCAAUGCUCUUAUAAUCCAACUUCAUGUGCUUGGAACCCUUUGGUCUUGACUGCACUACUCCACGACCUCUAUUCUAGGGAUGCCAAAUGCCUUCACAAUAGGUUGUAAACUGAUUAUGCUCUUGUCUCACACCUUGACAUUCAUAGUGGUAUUAGGCAUCUGGACAAGUCUUCAGAGCCUUGGCCUGGUCGAACGUACCAUUUCUAUCAUGUCAGUCCUGGUACAUGCUUCCAGCCCAGAAGCAAUAUCAGCACAUGCUGAGCACAUGCUGAGCAUAUGCUACAUGCGUGCUCUCCGCAGGCGUCUGGAACAGGCAUUCCUUCUCAUCUCUCGCCACUUGCCGCCGCAAGAAGAUCCCAACACUCUUACUUUUCACUUCUGGCCAUUGCCUACACAGUUUCAGGUCUCAACUCCCCUGAACUUCUUGUUCUUUCGUUCCCCCAACAUGGUCACUGCAAAGUCUCGAGUACUGAAGCAGCCUGCCGAGACUUUGUCCCCCGAUGAGCUUCACACAGCAACAGCCGAACCUUGCCAUCGCCCAGCCGACCCUUCCCUUGUGCUCAAGCUGUCUAAGGCCGCGAGCGACACAACGCUAGAGCUGGUUACCGUGGCAAUUAAUCGAGCAUUGUCCACACGUCUUUACGGAAACAAAAUCGGUUCGUGGCGCUCUGUGUUUCUCUCUGCCUGUCUUUUGAACUGCAUUUCGCGUGACGAUUCUGCUACUCGUCUCUGCUGUUCAAUCCAUCCUUCGCUCCUCCGCACGCUUAAGCGUCUACAGGUUUCCUAGGUAUGCUUCUCCUGCCCACAUACAACUGACAAUACUGACCAUGGUAG